Molecule: messenger RNA, 2135 nt
Organism: Hevea brasiliensis (rubber tree)
Lineage: Eukaryota; Viridiplantae; Streptophyta; Magnoliopsida; Malpighiales; Euphorbiaceae
Product: WRKY transcription factor 72A-like
Exons: 6
Coding region: 138-2027 (629 amino acids)
Biological process (GO): regulation of DNA-templated transcription
Molecular function (GO): sequence-specific DNA binding; DNA-binding transcription factor activity
Source: RefSeq, a predicted model, not a curated record
GACUACUGUUUCCUUACUGCAAUUGGGCUGUGAGUUGAAUUUUUUUAAAACUAGUCAAAUACUGCAUGCUCUUUUUAUAUAAGGUGUUAUUUGGAUGGCUGUGAAAGAAAAAGUAAGAAGAGAAUAAAGGGUCAUAUAUGGAGGAUGCCUUCAGAAGAUCUGGUCAUGGAGCUCUGCCCAAGGAAGAGAAACCACCUGGUGAUGAUCAUCAUGAAGCUGCCUGCAAAGAAGAGGUUCUUGCUAAGGUUGAAAGCAAAAGAGCAUACCAUGAGAGUAGUGAAGAUCUGAAAUCAUGUUUACAUGAUAAAGAUUUAAGCUUGACCAAGCAGGUACUUCUUGCAAAUGAUAAGAAGGAAAGAUCCACUAUGGAAUCUGAUUCAAAAGCAUCUUCUUCCAGCCAAAAGGAACAGGAUAAUUGGCUUGAAUCAGCCAGAGCUGAAAUGGGAGAGGUGAGAGAAGAAAAUCAAAGGCUGAAAAUGUGCUUGGGUCAAAUGAUGAAGGAUUACCAGGCCCUUCAAAUGAAAUUCCAUGACAUUAUGCAACAAGAAGAAACAAAGAAAUCUACCUCUGCAGUUGAUAACAAUCAUCAAGCAGUUGAAGAACCCGAGCUUGUUUCCCUUAGCCUAGGGAGAUUUUCAAGUGAAUCUAAAAGGGAUGGAAAGAGCAAAACUAACAGCCAUGGGAAAGACGAAGACGAUGAGAAAGCUAAUAAUGAAGGUGAUCUAUCUCUUGGACUAGACUGCAAGUUUCAAGUGUCCAAAUUUCAUAAUGCAAAUGAAGCUUUGCCAAAACCAAUAAGCCCUGUGAACAGUGAAGAUCAACCAAAGGAAGAAGCUGGAGAGACUUGGCCGCCACUAAAGGUUCUCAAGACAGUACCAAGUGAAGGAGACGAUGAAGUUGUGCAACAGAGCCCUCAAAAGAAAGCUAGGGUUUGUGUGAAAGCUAGAUGUGAUACCCCAACGAUGAAUGAUGGAUGCCAAUGGAGGAAAUAUGGACAGAAAAUUGCAAAAGGAAACCCAUGCCCACGAGCAUACUAUCGUUGCACUGUUGGAUCAUCUUGCCCAGUAAGGAAACAGGUUCAAAGAUGUGCCCAGGAUUUGUCCAUUUUAAACACCACCUAUGAAGGAACGCACAACCACCCACUUCCUCUUUCAGCCACGGCUAUGGCCUCCACCACUUCUGCUGCUGCUUCAAUGCUGUUGUCUGGGUCAUCAUCAUCGAGUUCUCAAGCCGGCCCCAACCCAUCAGCCACCUCCAGCACCACUGCUGCUGACCUUCAUGGACUAAACUUUUAUCCAUCCGAUAACUCAAAUUCAAAGCAAUUCUACCUACACAACUCUUCACUUUCAGCUUCACCAUUGCACCCAACAAUCACUCUUGACCUAAUUUCAAACCCAUCUUCAUCUCAAUUCAAUAGAUUUUCUUCAAGCUAUGCUCCUAUUCCAAAAUUCGCUCCCACUAGUCUUAACUUCAGCUCUUCUGAAUCUAAUGCGGUGCCCUGGGGCAAUGGGCUCCUCAUACAUGGUAGUACGUCUCAACCCUACAACAGAAACCAACUUGGAACUUUAAACCUAGGUGGUAGAUCACCCAUGGAAAGUAGCCAUUUUCAACCCUACGUGCAGAAGAAAACCCCAGCUACUCAUCAGCAGCCAUUACCAGAUACUAUAGCCGCCGCAACCAAGGCAAUCACAGCAGAACCGAGUUUCCAAUCAGCUUUAGCAGCUGCUCUCACAUCUAUCAUUGGUAACGGCAGUGGCGGCAGAAGUGGUGGUGCAAAUGUGAGCGGAGUGGAUUACUUAGCCCAGAAGUUGAAGUGGGGAGAGCACUUUCCUGUGGCUAGUGGCUGCUCUUACUCAUCGUCACCAACACCUAAAGGCAAUGAUAUUGCAUGUGCAGCAAGCUACUUGAACAAAACGACUUCAGCAAAUUCUCAACCUGGUACUAUGUUUCUGCCAUCUUCAUUACCUUUCUCUUCCCCUAAGAGUGCGUCUGCAUCUUCUGGGGACAAAAGAGACCACUCUAGUUAAUACUUUAAUUUGUUUGAAUUUUGUUUUGUGUUAAUAACCAGUAAUAAUAAUAUAUGAGGAUUUUUUUUUUCUUGCGUGGGUAACAGCAAGCAAGGGAAUUUUGAAUAA